CAAAAAUUUUUGCUAAUUGGAAAUUGAAUAAGAAAGUGUAAAUUUAUAAAAACAAAUUUAAAAAAAAGUAGCUUUCUGACUUUUAGUUGCUAUCUGAAAAAGCGCACACGCAUAAAUAUCAAAAACAAAAACAAAAAAACGCCAGCAAAUGUGAGCGCGCGCGUCUCAACGCUUAGCAAAUAAAAGCGCGCGUCUGUAGAGUGCUUUUUUCCACAAAAAAAAAAUAAAUUUAUAAAAUUUCAGUAAAAAAUUGGAUUCCAAAACGCCAUAAAAGUAUUUCAAUGAAAAUGGUAAAAAUUGCUGGCAUACCGCCGUCGAACGCGCUCAGUGAUCAUCAAGCGUUAGCGCUCAGCUACAGCCAACAUAUACACAGCCAGCAGCAGAAUAAUAACCAAAAUCCCAACGCGCAGCAAGAAAGCGCUAACCACCAACACCCACACCAACUGCAGCAUCAGCAACAGCAGCCGCAGCAGGUGGCGCCUACAAGCAUUGCCUCACACACCGCCGCCUACACGCUCGCCGAGUCCGCGCUGCAGCAUUCGCUGCUCUAUAAAAUGGCGCGCACGCCCCACCUAAAGUCCAGUUUCUCGAUCAAUGCAAUUCUGCCCGAAACGCUAGAGGAUCACCAUCAACAGCCGCCAUCGCCACAGCGUUCACCGCCACACCAGCCGCAUCAUCAUCAUCACCACCACAAUAACAACAACAACAACAACAACCAUCAUCCUCUCCACACCAGCAGUCAUCCGCUGCAACAGCACCCAGCGCUGCAACAUCAAUAUGCCUUACACGCGCAACAACAACAACAAAACUAUCCACCACCGCAUGAUAUCGAUAAGUACCGACGCAUGCCGCCCGUCGACUUUCACGCCUGCCACUCACCGCUUGGCUCUGAGGAGCAUGACGCCUCCGAGGUGGAGUCCGAUCUCGAUGUGACCAGCAUGUCACCGCCGCCGCUGACGGAGGGUAGUGAGGUGAGCGCGCAUAGUUUGGAAAAUGGUCAGCGUAAAUACGCGCGCCGCAAUGGACGUGGCGCGCGGGAAGGCGCGUCGAUAGGCGGUGGUAUCCACGCAGAGGAGAGCGCCGAUAGCGAGUUGGAGGGCGCGGAUGAAGAUGUGGAGGGUGAGCUGGAUGGCGUCGCGGAUGAGGAGUGCGAAGAGGAGGAUGUGGACUGCGAUGCGGAGGGUGAGGCGGGCGAAGGAAAUGCGGCGGGUGACGCCGCCGAUGCCGAGAAAACAGCGGAUGGCAAGCCGGCGAGCGACAAGAAGGGCAACGAGAAGCCACCCUAUUCCUACAAUGCGCUCAUCAUGAUGGCCAUACGGCAGAGUUCGGAGAAGCGGUUGACGCUGAACGGCAUCUACGAGUACAUAAUGACCAAUUUCCCCUACUAUCGCGACAAUAAGCAGGGCUGGCAGAAUUCGAUACGCCACAAUCUUAGCUUGAAUAAGUGUUUCGUGAAGGUGCCGCGCCACUAUGACGAUCCGGGCAAGGGCAAUUACUGGAUGCUCGAUCCCUCGGCCGAGGAUGUGUUCAUUGGCGGUUCCACGGGUAAGCUGCGGCGACGCACUACCGCGGCUUCACGCUCACGCCUCGCCGCCUUCAAACGAUCUCUCAUCGGUCCCAUGUUCCCCGGUCUGGGCUAUGCGCAAUUUGGCCAAUUUUUAUAUCCACAACAAGCCGCCGCCGCCGCCGCCGCUGCGUCCGCUGCUACGGCGCCCAGCCUGCUGGCCAGCAUGUACAACCGCUACAGUCCGUUUAUGCCAAAGAGUCCGGCGGUGGCGGCGGCAGCUGCUGCUGCGGCCAACCUGCCUAUGUCUAUGCAAUUUGGCGGCGCUCCUAACUCACCCGCCUCCGUUAUGGCCAACUACAGCAGCGGCAUGGAGCGGCUGUUGGGCGCCUGUGGGCCUCAUCAAACGCAUCCUGCCGCCGCUGCAGCGGCAACCAGUGAACUUUAUCAGCGUUUGCAAUAUCAGCAAUUGCUGCAACAGCAUGCCGCCGCGGCGGCCAUAGCUGCGCAUCAGCGGCAUCAACAACAUUUGGCUGGUGCUGGUGCGCCAGCGCCUGCGCCCCAAUCUGUCGUCGUUCAGCAUCCGCAACACGGCUCAGCACAUUUGCAACACUUGUCGGCGGUGGCGCCACAUCAACAGCAGCUGCAAAUAGGCGCAACGCAUGCACAUCUGGGCGCGCAACAGGCCUCACCCGGCCAGCCCAUUUCGCCGACGGCACAAUCAGCGACGCCAGCGAUGGCGGCGACGGUAUCACCGAUACUCAAACCAGUGACGGUGGUGGCGCGCAACGAUAGCUGAGUGGGCGCCUGGUUGUGCGGCGCGGCAGCAGAGGAGGCUGUAUGUAUAUAGUUAUAGUAUAUUUAAGUAUGUAUUAUAUAUAGUUCAUAAAUCUGUUAGUUAAUAACUAAACAAGAACAAAAAA
Messenger RNA from Rhagoletis zephyria (snowberry fruit fly), 2427 nucleotides. It is a transcript of the gene slp2, whose product is annotated as sloppy paired 2. Gene Ontology annotation, biological process: regulation of transcription by RNA polymerase II. The record is from RefSeq and is a predicted model, not a curated record. Gene Ontology annotation, cellular component: nucleus. Lineage: Eukaryota; Metazoa; Arthropoda; Insecta; Diptera; Tephritidae. Gene Ontology annotation, molecular function: DNA-binding transcription factor activity; sequence-specific double-stranded DNA binding.